GCUUCAAUCAGGCGCAGAUCGCGCAUGCCCAGGCCCUCGCCACCGACGAGCUUCAAUCAGGCGCAGAUCGCGCAGGCUCAGGCCGGCAAGGACUCGGAGGUCGCCAAGCUCCGGAGCCGCAAGAUGGGGAAGGGUGUUCCAGAUGCGGAGAAGGCCGAGCUCAACUCUGUCAAAGACCACCACGCCGCCGCGGUCGCCAAGCUCCGGAGCCGCAAGAUGGGGAAGGGUGUUCCAGAUGCGGAGAAGGCCGAGCUCAACUCUGUCAAAGACCACCACGCCGCCGCGGUCGCCGACAUGCCUAGGUUUCUCAAGUUUGGACGAAUGAGCACCAUGAAGUUGGUCUUGGUGGCUAUUACCUCGUUGUUGCUUGCCAGUGAGGCGCAGCCCACAGUUCUGAAGCUGGAGCGUCCCAACGCACUGCCAGGAGGAGGAGUUGUUGAGCUCCCUGUGAACGGUACUGGAAAGUACAUGUUCCACGGGCCAUAUUUGACUCGCGUGAUGCUUGGGAAUCCAUCACAGAGCUUCGACGUUCUCAUCGACACGGGAAGUAUCCUACUGUGGAUUGGUUGUGAGACAGCGCGAAUUCCUACCCGCCUCUUUUACCCCGCAUCAUCAACAUCAGUACUCGGUUGCUCGGAUCACUCGUGCCAGGCUCUGGAGAGUGCGAGGGCUGCAAAGUGCAACACCUCCAAUAAUAGGUGCGCUUAUGAUCUCGGGUAUGGCAACGGGGAUAAUGGCACAGCUUCGAACGCCGUCGGCUAUUAUAUAUCUGAUUUAGUGCACCUGAACGGCCUUUCUACUCCUGCACGCAUUGUCUUCGGGUGUACUACUUCGUGGUCGGGGCAACUGACACGUGGCGGAUUCGACGGAAUUUUUGGCUUGUCGCCUUUUGGGAUGUCGUUUAUUUCACAGCUAUAUUCCCUUGGAAUCUCUGGCAAGGUAUUCACGCUGUGCAUGCAUAGUCCAACUGGUGGCGGAAUUCUUGCAUUCGGUGAAGCCCUCGAGCCUGGCUUGACCUACACACCCCUCUUGCCAUCGCCGCAAUAUUACCAAGUGAAUCUACAGAGCAUAGCUGUAAAUGGGCAGACACUCCCCAUUGAAAGCUCAGUGUAUGGACCCUCACCGAGUAAUUUUACCUUCGUCGAUUCGGGAACCACGCUCGCGUAUCUAGCAGAUGGAGCAUAUGAGCCGUUUAUUAGUGCAAUAAGGGCUGCAACCCCUCCGUCUGAACUUCCGUUCACCGGGGAAAAUGGCGAAAUUUGUUUUGCCACUUCCACCAGUAUUGACUCUGCUUUCCCGUCCGUGGAACUAGACUUUGUGGGUGGUGCCAAAAUGUUUCUGUAUCCACACAACUACAUGUAUUAUGUUAAGCCUUCAGUGUAUUGCAUUGGCUGGCUUAGGAACACGGGGAGACAGGUCACUUUACUUGGAGAUAUCGUGCUCGUAGACAAGAUCCUUGUCCAUGAUUUGGAGAAGAAGCGCCUGGGCUGGAUGAACUAUGAUUGUUCUCAGCCUAUCAAUGUCACUACCGCGCGUGGGAAGAAACACACUAACUCUGGGCAGUCGUUGCACAGUAUCACGACAUCUUUUACAGUUGUGCUCGUAGUCGUCAUAUACAUCACUCUGCUCACCUAGUUGUUCAAGUUCUGGUUGUUUGGUCCAAUGUAACUACCUAGUGCUAUACAUUGCAAAAUCGACCUACACUUAUUUGAUUAUGUGUGUACUUAUUAUGUGUGCAAAAUCGACCUACACUGAUUCUACAGUUGUAACUUCUGACCAAAGGAUUUACUGAGGAACCAUUAUACAGGGUA
This is a messenger RNA of Triticum dicoccoides, 1811 nucleotides long. Its product is annotated as aspartic proteinase 39-like. Lineage: Eukaryota; Viridiplantae; Streptophyta; Magnoliopsida; Poales; Poaceae. The record is from RefSeq and is a predicted model, not a curated record. Gene Ontology annotation, biological process: proteolysis. Gene Ontology annotation, molecular function: aspartic-type endopeptidase activity. Bases 25 to 1635 code for a protein of 536 amino acids. The transcript has 11 exons.